AUGAUGCCGAUAUCCAGUGUGAUGGAAAAGGAUGCCGCUGGUCCGGACUCUUUCUCUGGGGUGCAUCCCUCAAACCAUGUGGAAUAUAUUCCACAUCUGGGCUCAGAGAACGAGGUCAUCUGCGGCUUGGAAACCUAUCCAUCCUGUUUGCAUACGGAGCAAAGUAGCCCCGCUAGUGCGACAUUCAGCCAGACUGAUGCCGCCGUUCUCACCGAGCAGCUGGCUACGGCAUUACCUAGUUUACGACCCCUCCAUGCUCCAGCUAGGGCGGCCACCCGGGCAGAACAGGAACUGUCAUUUCUUGAUGGUUGUCGCUUAUACCCUAAAGCUAUAGCAUGGUCGUUCAUAUUGUCAGCCACGCUGAUAAUGGAAGGAUUUGAUACACUUCUAAUUUUUAACUUCUUUGCUUUCCCUGCAUUCAAAGAAAGAUACGGAACGCCAACAGCGGAAUCAGGGUAUCAGAUUUCUUCAACAUGGCAAUUUGCUUUGUCAACUGCAGCAGAAGCCGGCGAGAUAGUCGGGCUACUUGCAAAUGGCUAUCUUGCCGAUCGAAUCGGCUAUCGCUGGACAAUGGUCUCCGCAUUGAUAUUUCUAAUGUUGAGUAUCUUGUUGUCAUUUUUCGCGCUCGACAUCCGGAUGUUGUUGGCAGCACAAAUCCUGUGUGGGAUUCCAUGGGGCGUGUUCCAAACAUUAUCAACCACAUAUGCAGCGGAAGUAAUGCCUAUCACGCUGCGCGCCUAUUUACUCAGUAACGUCAAUCUGUGCUGGGUCCUUGGCCAAUUUCUGGCUACAGGAAUACAGAGGAAGUUUGUCGACAACAAGUCCCAAUGGUCAUACCGGAUCCCUUUUGCGCUUCAGUGGGCUAUUUGUCUCCCUAUUCUUGUCGCAGUCGCAUUCGCCCCGGAGUCCCCUUGGUGGCUUAUUCGCCACAAGAACCAACGUGAGGCCGAAAGGUCUCUGAUGAGGUUGACCAGGAAGGACAAGAUCAAUAUCGAUCAGACUGUGGCUCUGAUGAAACAUACGAACGAAAUCGAAAAGUACUUGAAAGAAGAUGAUAAAGGCAUGUCAUACUUAGAUGCCUUUAAAGGGGUUGAUCGCCGGCGAACCGAAAUUGCGUGUAUGGUUUGGGUCGCACAGCAGAUAUGCGGAACUAGUCUGAUGGGCUGGGCGUCAACAUUCUACGAACAGGCUGGGUUUAGUAUCGAUAACGCCUUCAAUUUGUCUCUUGGUAUUUACGCAUUGGCUAUAGUUGGCGCUGUGAUCUCAUGGACACUCUUGUCACGCUUCGGACGCCGUAGGCUGUACCUUUGCGGCCUUUCCGCCCUACUAACUAUUCUAUUGGUUGGGGGUAUUGUCGGGGCUCUUCCAACAUCUAAGGGUCAACUCUGGACUCUCGGGUCAUUACUUUUGAUUCUGACAUUUGUAUAUGACAUGACGAUCGGACCCGUGUGUUAUGUUCUAGUCGCGGAAAUCCCGUCGACUCGACUCCGCACCAAAACUGUGGUCCUGGCUCGAACUGCCUACAACCUUGCCGGAAUUCUCAUCAAUUGGAUGACUCCGCGUAUGCUGAGUCCAGCGGCGUGGGAUUGGAAGGGGAAAUCCUGUUUCUUCUUCGCUGGCACUACAGCUCUGUGCCUCGCCUGGACCUACUGGAGACUGCCGGAAACCUUUGGAUUGAGUUAUCUGGAGAUUGACAUCUUGUUCGAUCGGAAGGCAAAAAGGAGCAAGUUCCGCGAGCUUCGGAUGAACCUCGAAAGUUCGGGAUACUUUAGCAUAGCAGCCCCAACGGGAGAGCAUGAAAAAGUCUCGAUCCUAGACCUGGUUCGUAAUGGCACUGUUGUCGAAGAGAGUGGCACUGUCACAUACCAGAAUUCAUUGCCGGAACCCAACAAGGAUGACCCCUAUGAGGUUGAUGGUAUCAAACUUUACAGACACCCCGGAGGCAUCGAUGUUCACCCAGUCUACGGGGAGAAGCGUAAUAUCACCUUCCAUAAUGGCGCAAAAACAGCUCUUCUAGCCUUGAAGCUCGAAAGUUCCAUCCCUGUAUCUUAA
Molecule: messenger RNA, 2052 nt
Organism: Penicillium subrubescens
Lineage: Eukaryota; Fungi; Ascomycota; Eurotiomycetes; Eurotiales; Aspergillaceae
Exons: 3
Coding region: 1-2052 (683 amino acids)
Biological process (GO): transmembrane transport; carbohydrate transport
Cellular component (GO): membrane
Molecular function (GO): carbohydrate:proton symporter activity
Source: RefSeq, a predicted model, not a curated record